Molecule: messenger RNA, 2281 nt
Organism: Hyalella azteca
Lineage: Eukaryota; Metazoa; Arthropoda; Malacostraca; Amphipoda; Hyalellidae
Exons: 4
Coding region: 156-2072 (638 amino acids)
Source: RefSeq, a predicted model, not a curated record
CCUGCGCGCCGCCCUGGAAGAAGAGCAAAUACACCCACACGCCGUUCCGCAACUCUGCUGCGCUCUCCAAGUUGCAUUCAACUCGACGCCUACACACCGCAGCUCCGCUAUAUAUACGUUCUGGCUCCGCCCUGCCUGACGUAAACAAACCCCUAAUGGCUUGGUGCACAGCAGCAUCGCUGGAGGAUCUGUCGUCCCUCACAGUAGUAAAGGCAGUCGUUUCUGCCGUGAACUACAAAGUCAAGAAAGCCUUAGACUCAAUACCUAAGCAACUGCUCGUCCAACAUCGUAAUAAAAUCGUGAAGGAAUGCACAGAAGACACUAGAGCUGUGGAAAAUAGUGUAAAUCCUUCUUCAAUGCAUACUGAUGGUCGAGGUGAUGCUCCUCAGGGUUCCCGGUCGUGUCAUUCUUGCCCGGACUCGGCCACGACCUGUUGCUUGGAAAGGGCAAAGCAAGAGAUACAGGUGUCCGUGCUGGCAGUCAAAGGCUUCUGGAUGAAACUUCCGAAGUCCGGCCUGCUACGUUGUCUGAACGCCGCUGUGGACAGACUGACGGAAGUCCACCCGAAGGACGAUUCUGACUUCGUGCAGCAUCUAUCGAAACUGUGUCUGAAAUUAGUACUUUUGACAGAAGUGUUCAUAGAUCGUGAUUAUGGAGACAGGGAUAAGUUAUGCGUAGUUCCGUCAGUGUGGGUGAACUGGAUGGUUGAACUGAUAAAAUCCCUUGAGCCACUACCGACUAAAGUGUUGUCGUGCUAUGGAGCGAUGUACCCCGGCAUUGUUGAGAGCGUUUUGAAGGCGGCGCCGAACAUAAGAGAGCUCAACCUGUCCCACUUGAAUAUAACCGACGAUCUUCUCGUGGCUGCCAGCAAGUUCUGUCCGAGGCUCGAGAGGCUGCGGCUCUUACACUGCUAUCCUUGGCUGGUUCUAUCACGUCAAGGCUUUGCUCGAGCAUUCUUUGGUGAUCAAUCUUAUGAGAAUCUAGUGAAGUGUUUGAAGAUCAAACCAAAACAAAGAGUCGAAAUCCAAUUCGCAAAUUUGAAACAAAUUGAGCUCAGCUAUGGUCCAGUUCGAAUUAUUUCAGAUUUUCACAUAGCGCUCCUGGCAUUAUAUAAAAAUUUAAAUUUGAUUUACAGUGAAUGGAAAUUUAACUUCUUCGAUGAAGGUUACGAGAAUUUUUGUGAAGAUGUAAUAAUUGAGGCCAUGUCAGUAUCUGGAACGCUAUCAAUUGACAAUUUAUUCAUAAAGGCUGAUUACCUGCACGAACUUUCGGCCGAUGGUCUUGAUAGGCUUGUGUGGCACUGCCCUCUCCUCACAACCCUUAGAAUCGACUGCAGAACAACCCAAGCCCGAUCAUCGGCCGCUGCUGUUAAGAAAAUAGGGUGUCAACUUGCUCACAUUGCCCGAGGGAGGAAAACUAUUCAUUCGAUCCACGCCAACGUCUCAAAAGAUGACUGGCACACUCGUUCAAUUCUCAUUCCUUUCAUACUUACAAGAGCCUCGUCACUGAUAGAUAUUACGCUUGAAGCUUGUAGCGAUUCUGAACAACUUUCAACGAGCUUGGUGAAGUUGGUUCUGGAAACUUGCCCCCAAGUCGAGCGCCUUAGGCUCAAAGUUUGGAAUCGAUCAUUGAUACGUCUUCCUACUGCUACAUCCGACACGCUUGCGUUCCCACAACGAUCAACCUUAAGCGAGAUUUGGCUACAUGAAGGAGGACCUGGUGAAAUAGAAGGCAGCUUAUCAAGCUGUAGGUUAUGGCUCGUUUUACUCAAUUCUUUGCUGUCUUCGGCACCCAACAUCAAAACCUUAAGUUUCACAAUCUGUGAAGGACUCAUAAAUAUCCUUGUUAAACUUCACUCAAAUGUUGAACGCAUGCAUGUGCAUUUUCUGGAUGGUCAUGAAUGGCAGCCUUCUGAAAAUCAAUUACACGCCUUAAUUAGUAAUCAACCGAAACUUCAAUGUCUUUUUUUGGAAGAAAUAUCUGGAGAUCUUUUUUGGAAAGUACAGCAGUACUAUGAGCAAACUCAAUUACAAAUUCAUUGGGGUACGUUGAACAAUUGGCCUAGGUCGUAAUUUACAUAUAGUAAAAACUUUUAAGGCACUUCUCGUUUAUUUUAGCCGGUUAAAAUUUAUCGAUUGGCAUAAUUGAUUAGAGUAAAAUUCUAGCCUCCACAUUCUAGAAGUGGGCUACGGCCCUAAGAUAUGAGGCAAGUGUUCAAUCAGUGUUCUGUUAAGGCCCGUUUACACUAGGGGCAACACACGAGAGUCAAGUGCCUCAAAGC